AUGUCUGGUCUAAGCGAAGAAAAGCCCAGUCAGACGUACGAGUGCGGCUGCCACUGUGGUUAUAUCAAGUUCAGCAUGACGCUGUCACCGCCGCUGACCGGACAACCAGAGGGGCAGAACUACAAGAUCACAGACUGCAACUGCUCAGCCUGCACCCGCCUUGGAUAUCUUCUCACUUACCCGAAAGCCACCGAAGUAACCUGGCACAAUGACGGUCGUGCCCGUUGCUCCAACUACCGUUUCAACACGAAGCAAAAGGACCAGAUGUUCUGUCCCAAGUGCGGCGCCAGUCUAGGCAUCGACUUCCGGGAGUUUCACAAACAACAUACGUACGGAAUCAGCGCUCGCACAAUCUAUGGCAUCAACCUAGAAGAAGUAACUCUUGUGAAGGGUGAUGGAAUGAAAACAGUACCGCCUGCACGCGACUUGUCGGGGCAUUGGUGGGACGAGGAAAAGCAAGAGAUGAAAUAG
Messenger RNA from Truncatella angustata, 471 nucleotides. RefSeq names its product glutathione-dependent formaldehyde-activating enzyme. The transcript is spliced from 3 exons. The record is from RefSeq and is a predicted model, not a curated record. Bases 1 to 471 code for a protein of 156 amino acids. Gene Ontology annotation, molecular function: carbon-sulfur lyase activity. Lineage: Eukaryota; Fungi; Ascomycota; Sordariomycetes; Amphisphaeriales; Sporocadaceae.